UUCGCCAGUACACUCAGCGGGUUCGGUUCGUUCAGUCAAGCAACACGUCGGGAGCGCGCGCGUGCUGAAAAAUUUCGAUACACCGAUCGUACCUUUCUGCGGGCCACUUGCCAACACACCUCACAUUAGAUUUGACGUGUACGAAGGGGAAGAGAAAGAGAGAGAGAGAGAGCACGAGCGCCAUUGAGUCACAUCGGAGCAAAACAAACACUGGGUAAACAAACGCUGUUUGCCAGCUGCUGGCUCAGUUUCCGGUUCGUGGUGGAAUUACAGUGAAAUUUCAGUGAAUUCCGUGGUUACUUUGAUCAGAACAUUCUCCCUCGCUGCGGGUUAUCGAUUGUGCUGUGCGUCUUUGCAAGCAAUUAGCGUGAUUAGGAUAAAAAUAACACUGUGCCAAACGGUGCCUUAUGCGACGCAGUUAGUGCCGCUUAGGGUGUAUCAUAGUUGUACCUUCCACUCUCCGGUUCGUGAGCGUUUUUCGUUUUUUUCGUGAGAGUUCGCGCGCGCGUGUGUGUGUUUGUGCCUUUUUGCACGACCGUGUUCCGUACCGCUUCCGCGCGUUUCCGUGCGUGUUUCGUGCGCGUAUCACGUGUGUGCGUUUCGGUUCCGCGCGUCGUUCGAGUGCGUUUCGAAGGUUACCCGGUUCGCGGUUUGCGUCCCGUUUGUAGCCGACGCUACCCAUAUAAGGCGUUCUGCCCUUUACAGUUGACCGUCCUUGUGCUUCCUCCCAGCAACUCACGAUGGCAUAUUACAACCAAAAUUAUCACUACCCAAAGAACUGGAAUGCGAACGGUCUCGGGUGGAUUAAUCCGGCCGCGUUCGCCCAGUCUCCGCCCGCCUCCCAGUGGCCAACCGUGCCGACGCCCGGCUCUUCGGGCUACUCGAGCCUUAAUCCCUCCAUCUCCGGCCAAUCCCUCUCGUACGGGUUCAAUCCGAACGUGAUGCCGGCGCUGCCGGACAGUGGCGCCGGUUACCCGCCCGCCGGCAACCAGCUGCCCUAUCCGACGAUGGGCUUUGCCGGGUUCGGUUCUCCGAUGGACUAUACGAUGCCAAAUUUGCCACCGCCGGUUCCCGAUGCACUGCUGCGGGGCGCUGAACCAGCGGCGGCCACAUGCGAGGAAAUUCCAUUCCAAUCCAUCAGCAUCCCGAUCGCCGAGGGCAUGUUCUCGCCGCUCGGAGAUCGCAACGCCGGACAGCGGUCCAGCUUUGAUGUGCAGGAUUUCUACCAGAUUCGCCAGCAGUGCCUCGACAAUGGUACGCUGUUCGAGGAUCCCGAGUUCCCGGCGUCCGCCUCCUCGCUGAUGUACUCGAAGCGCCCCGAUCGCCAUUACGAAUGGUUGCGUCCGCACGAAAUUUGCGACGGGCCCGAGUUCUUCGUGGAAGGUUUCUCGCGGUUCGACGUGCAGCAGGGCGAGCUGGGCGACUGCUGGCUGCUGGCUGCCUGUGCCAACCUGACGCAGGACCACAAGAUGUUCCUGCGCGUCGUGCCGGAGGAUAAUAGCUUCGAGGACGGGUAUGCCGGUGUGUUUCACUUCCGCUUCUGGCAGUACGGCAAGUGGGUCGAUGUGGUGAUUGACGAUCGGCUGCCGACGUACCGCGGGCAGCUGAUCUACAUGCGAUCGUCGGAGCAGAACGAGUUCUGGAGUGCGCUGCUGGAGAAGGCGUACGCCAAGCUGCACGGAUCGUAUGAGUCACUGCGCGGUGGCACCACGUGCGAGGCGAUGGAAGACUUUACCGGCGGUGUGGCGGAAAUGUACGACUUGAAGGACCAAACGCCACCGAAUCUGUUCGAAAUCAUCGAGAAGGGCUUCAAGCGCAACUCGAUGUUUGGCUGCAGCAUUGAGGCGGACCCGCACGUGCUCGAGGCGGAAACGCCGGAAGGGUUGAUCCGGGGGCACGCGUACUCGAUCACCAAGAUUCAGCUGGUGGACAUCGAGACGCCGGGCCGGUCGGGCAAGAUACCGCUGAUCCGGCUGCGCAACCCAUGGGGCAAUGAGGCGGAGUGGAACGGGCCGUGGAGCGACAAGUCGCCCGAGUGGCGCUACAUCCCGGACGAGCAGAAGCAAGAGCUGGGGCUAAACUUUGACCACGACGGAGAGUUCUGGAUGUCGUAUCGGGACUUUACGCGCUACUUCGACCGGAUGGAGAUUUGCAACUUGAGCCCGGACUCGCUGAGCGACGACGAGAUGACGCGGGGCAAGAUCAGCUGGGAGAUGUCGAUGUUUGAGGGCGAAUGGGCGGUCGGCACUACGGCGGGCGGCUGCCGUAACUAUCUCGACACGUUCUGGCACAAUCCGCAGUACGUGAUCCGGCUGGACGAUCCGGACGAGGACGACGAGGAGGGCAACUGUACGGUGAUCAUUGCGCUGCUGCAGAAGAACCGUCGCUCGCGGCGCAACAUGGGCGUGGAGUGCCUCACGAUCGGGUUCGCCGUGUACCGCGUGACGGAGCGGGAUCUCGCCCAGAAACCGCUGAAGAUGAACUUCUUCAAGUACAAUGCGUCGGCGGCCCGGUCGCCUGCGUUCAUUAAUUUGCGCGAGGUGAGCUGCCGGUUUAAGCUGCCGCCCGGGACGUACGUGAUCGUGCCGUCCACUUUUGAGCCGAACGAGGAGGGCGAGUUCAUCAUUCGCGUGUUCUCCGAAACUGCCAACAGCAUGAUGGAAAACGAUGAUAAUGUCGGCGUCGGUGACCUCGAUGAUCGGAUUGCGCCCGAUGUGCCCGGCUACGUCCAACCGUCUCCGCAACGGCAAGCCAUGGAGCGUCUGUUUUUGGACGUUGCCGGAGCGGACGGUGAAGUGGACUGGGUCGAGCUGAAGCGCAUUCUCGAUCAUUCCUUCCGUGAUGAUUUACCCAAAACGUCCUCCCUGAACGGGCUGAACCGGCAGACGUACGCAUCGCAGCAGAACGCGGAAGCCGGCCCGGCCGGUCCCGGCGGCGGCAUCGAGGAUCUGCUCGGCAUGCUGCUGAACAUGUGCUGCAAGGGCGUCCUGGGCGGCGACGGCGACGGUGGUGGCGGCGGCGGUACGCAUCCUUCCGGGCCGGCCAAUUUGGAAAGCCAAAUCGUACCGAACCAGCCGCUGCAUGGUGAGAAUAACAUCUCAUCGGAGGGCUUCUCGAAGGACGUGUGCCGUGCGAUGGUAGCGAUGCUGGAUGUGGAUCACACCGGCAAGCUGGGCUUCGAAGAGUUCCAGCAGCUGCUGACCGACAUUGCCAAAUGGAAGGCCGUGUUCAAGCUGUACGAUACGGAGGGUUCCGGUCGGCUGAGCCCGUUCCAGCUCCGCGAGGCACUGAACUCGGCCGGCUACCAUCUGAACAAUCGCAUCCUGAACGCGCUGGUGCAUCGGUACGGGUCGCGCAGCGGUACGAUACCGUUCGAUGAUUUCAUCAUGUGUGCCGUCAAGAUAAAGACGAUGAUCGAAAUCUUCCGCGAGCGCGAUACGGACGGUACAAACCAGGCCACGUUCAGCAUGGACGAGUGGGUCGAAAAGACGCUGUACUCGUAAACAAAAUGGACACUCCCGGCAAAGAAUGCACUCCUGUAAUGCAUUUUCCUCCCCCUUUCACCACAGCGAAAGGAGCACUUCUCGCUGUACUCGAAAUUGUUGUACCUUUUACACGGAAAGUCGUCAACAUCACUUAUUUAAACAAAAAAAAAAACGCGUCAGGGCAUCUACUGUAGAUCACAUCGAACGAGCUAGCUGCUUGUUUAGUGAUUAAGUUAUUAUUUUAUUCGUCACGUUUAGUUUCUUUUUUCUUUGUGUUGAACUAUAAAUAUGUUAGUUUGCUGUUCACUGUUAAGGAAAGUGAGCAUGCGGUUACGAAAUUACCGCUUCUUAAAAUUUUAGAACUUCCUCGUAAGCAACACACAAAAUUUAAGUGUCUAACACAUCACACAAUCUCUUUUAGGGAAACGUGCACGCUCCUAUCCACGUUGUUAUCGUGUGUAUUAUCUCGUCCGUAAACAAAACAAACAUAAAAACGCGCCAUCACAUGAUCGUUCAAUACUUAAACCCGCUUCCCCGCCACGGGGCGGGGUGUUGUGAGGGAUGAAAUCGAACAAAUUUUAACGUCUCUUUAAUCCGGCGCAAGGCGCUUUUGAUAUUCAUGUUAAUUAUGUUGUGCGUCGUUUUUUGCAGUGUUUUUUUCAGUUUUAAUUUUUUCAUUGUUACAGAAUAAAGUUGUAUUUAUGAAUUACACAAA
This is a messenger RNA of Anopheles gambiae (African malaria mosquito), 4200 nucleotides long. RefSeq names its product calpain-A. The record is from RefSeq and is a predicted model, not a curated record. Gene Ontology annotation, biological process: proteolysis. Gene Ontology annotation, cellular component: cytoplasm. The coding region runs from base 741 to 3503 and encodes 920 amino acids. Gene Ontology annotation, molecular function: calcium ion binding; calcium-dependent cysteine-type endopeptidase activity. The transcript has 6 exons. Lineage: Eukaryota; Metazoa; Arthropoda; Insecta; Diptera; Culicidae.